AUGCAGUUUACACAUCUGCCGUGGACAAAACAAGAAUUGCUUGGUGUAGAUGACCGCACACCGUUUAGACUGUUCAGAAGUGAAUAACUGAGCACAUGGGUUUUGACAGAAUGAUGAUUUUGGCAUUGGUCCUGUUUUGUGGUAUUCGUCAAUAUGGAACUCUGGGGAUGUCUCUAAAUGGCUUUGGAAGUUCUGAGUGGACAGAUAAUACAGGACUCUCGCUGCCUGCCAGGGUUCGAGGGAGCACUGUGGUGACAAAAAGAGAGUUUGAGGGGCUUCAUUUACCUGACGACCAGAAUCUGUGUUACCUUUUAAAAGAGAAAGAAGACGAAAGACAGAUUAUCUGCCAAAACCGGCUAACUCGGAGUAAAUUUAAUUUCAACCCGUUUGGGCUUCGUUUUGGAAAGCGAAACAAUGGUUACAGAUCCCAAAUCGGUAUUACAAAAUCCAGACCGAAAAAACUGUCAAUUUUAUUUAAUAUCAAAUAAUUGGUCGUACCCCCACCUGAACAUAAUUUCGAUCAAGGUUGUCUAACAAACGUGUCUGCCUACUUUCCUUGUAGGUUGUUGGGCUAUUCUGAAUGUAUCCAGCUAAAGUAUUUUAGUAAUAUAGUACAUAUUUACCUGUAUUUAAGUUUUCAUACCUGUCGUCUCAUUUUAAUUAUUACACUCUAAAAGAGGGAAGCGUAAUGUUGAAACGAUGUAUGUUGCAGCAGUGAAAAUGUUAACCCUUGAUUUUUGAUGUUUUUAAUGCAAGAGCCAGAAACCAUACAAUGUUGCAGUGCUUGUGUGAUUAAAUAUUGUGCUGCCAAAUAAAUAAUGACAAUUCUCACAUCAGGAUGUUAUUGCAUGUUUAUGCAUAUAUUUAUUAAGUUACUCGUCCAAUUGUCAACACAAUUCUUAACACCAAUGACAGCUCGUUUUCAAAACAAAAACUCAAGGUGAGGACAUUUUCAUAUCCACCUUGGCCCUCUCCCUUUGACAAAGACGUGGAAACACAGGGGUUGGGCCUCCCUCCACUUCCCCCGCCGGCCAGGACUUCCCCCUCCCCAAGGGGGAGCAGACAGGAGGACGAGGGUCCUAUGUAUCCCUACAGGGCGGAGUUAAAAGAACGUGCUCAAGUGCAAGUGAGUGAAGAGAGGAGCCCAAACACUACUUUCUAUUUGAUCGUACGUAGAAUAGCUGCAACACAGGAAAACAGACCACAGGUAAUGGAUGCUAUACGCGCUUUACCCUAGUCACACCGAAAUCAGCAUGUUACACUUCACUAGACGGCCACCUCAUCCUACUGAGGAUGGUGUGUGUGUGGGGGAGGGGGGGGUGACAGGAGUGCAUCAGUUGUGGAAGAAAAAGUAAGGAGUGUUAGGGGAUCUUGUCAAGAUGAUUUAGCUAGAGAGGAUGUUAGACUCAAGAGGGAGGAAGGAAUGACUGAUGGACAGA
Molecule: messenger RNA, 1439 nt
Organism: Hypomesus transpacificus
Lineage: Eukaryota; Metazoa; Chordata; Actinopteri; Osmeriformes; Osmeridae
Gene: kiss2
Product: kisspeptin 2
Exons: 2
Coding region: 96-488 (130 amino acids)
Source: RefSeq, a predicted model, not a curated record